AUGAGACUCCUUGUCCCAGUCAGGCAGGCGGACAAAGGUGGCCGCCUAAAACUGGAGACCUUCGACGACCUCCGGAACAUUCCGCGGCUGAAGAAGAGGAGGAAGACGAAGAGGCUCAGGUUUUCAACGAAGAGCGGAGAGGGUGGACAGUGGGCAUUCCUGGAGACCGCGGUGGAGAACAAGGUACCGGUGGUGAAGUACCUCGCCGAUGGAGGAGAUCCCGACGGAGACAAGGUAGAUGCCGGCGAAACCUGCUCUCUGGGCUUAUGCGCGUUUAGUAGAUCUCUCGCUGCGCCGAAGAACCCUCCGCAGCUCGACCGCGCCGCCGUCCACCGGGCCUGUCGGGACGGCUCUCUGCCGGCUCUGGAGCUGCUGCUCAACCGCAGCGGGAAGCUCAGCUCGAGGGACAAGGCGCACAGCACUCCCCUGCAUGUCACCGUGAGGAUGGGACAUUACGUACAGCACCUCGUCCACCGCGGCACGGACAUCGACGCCCGGGGCAGGGAUGGAGACACGCCCCUUCACGACGCCGUGAGGCUGAACCGAUUCAGGAUGAUCAAACUGCUCCUGAUCCACGGCGCGAACCCCACGCUUAAAACGGCGUAAGAAGGGAAGACACUGAUGGAGAGCGUCCUUGAGUGGCAGAGCGGAGCCAAAUCCAUCCUCGGUUACUUAAAAAAAAAAAAAGGGAGCGCUCUAGGGUAA
Messenger RNA from Scleropages formosus (Asian bonytongue), 705 nucleotides. NCBI's taxonomy places the organism in Eukaryota, Metazoa, Chordata, Actinopteri, Osteoglossiformes, Osteoglossidae. The record is from RefSeq and is a predicted model, not a curated record.